Messenger RNA from Taeniopygia guttata (zebra finch), 9719 nucleotides. RefSeq names its product vesicle-associated membrane protein 2 (gene VAMP2). Lineage: Eukaryota; Metazoa; Chordata; Aves; Passeriformes; Estrildidae. Gene Ontology annotation, cellular component: membrane. The record is from RefSeq and is a predicted model, not a curated record. Gene Ontology annotation, biological process: vesicle-mediated transport.
GGAGGGGCAGCAGGGAGGUUGUUAAAGAAACACUGCGCGGUUCCCACCGGGCCCCGCAGGUGCGGCCGCAGCGAGCGCGCUCCGUGACCGCACCCAGCGCUCCGUGACCGCACCCGGCGCUCCGUGACCGCACCCAGCGCUCCGUGACCGCACCCGGCGCUCCGUGACCGCACCCAGCGCUCCGUGACCGCACCCGGCGCUGCCCCCGCCGCCCGCUCCGGAGCGCUCCGCGGCCAGGAGGGUGUGCAGGGGCGCUCCGAGCCUCGCCCCUGCUCCCCGCCGCUGCUGCGAGGCGCAGGCAUGCUCAGUAGCCGGUGCCUACCCCUCCUCUCCCAACAGCAGCGCCUGCAACAGUAGGAGCCGGCUGGCAGCGGGCGCGGAGCCGAAAGCCAUCUUUGCUGGAGAGGAGCCGGCGCAGCCGCUCGGCCCCCGCUCGCCAUGUCUGUUCCAGCAUCUGCCCAGGGUGCCACAGGGGCUGCAGGGGCUGCAGGGCCCCCUCCUGCCACCAACGUGUCCAGCAACAAGAGGCUGCAGCAGACACAAGCCCAGGUGGACGAGGUGGUGGACAUCAUGAGGAUGAACGUGGACAAGGUGCUGGAAAGGGACCAGAAGCUGUCGGAGCUCGACAACCGGGCAGAUGCAUUGCAAGCAGGUGCCUCACAGUUUGAGACUAGUGCAGCCAAACUGAAGAGGAAAUACUGGUGGAAAAAUUGCAAGAUGAUGAUCAUCCUCGGUGUAGUAUGCGCAGUCAUUCUCAUUAUAAUUAUAAUUUAUUUCUCCACUUGAAAAAGCAGAGAAGGAAGACUUGGCACACCUUUGUUCAUAUCAACCGACGAUAUCAGUGUUCCUUUGUUGAACUCCGCUUUUUAAUUCCCGGUGUCUUGGGAUUUUUGCUUGUAAUAACCCAUAAGCAUUCAGUGUGGUGUAUUUUGGAAUUCUGUUGUUUCCACAAGAAACUGUACCAGCUAAAUACUGCCAAGUAGUUCCAUACACUGUCUAAUCACUGUGUCUUAAGAUGUGUAUGCACUGACCUUCAGAAACUGUAGUAUAUGAAAAGCAUCCUAAAACAUCUCAGAAUCAGAGAAUGCAGCUGUGGGGAAGCUCCUCUUUAAAGGGACACUGCUGGGUGGAUUGGACCCACAUCUAAGGUUGCAGCAAACAUUAGGACCAAAAUUCUCCUAAAGCUCCUAAAGUUGGAUGGCAAAAUCCAUUGUCAGAUGUAUCUGUUACUCCCAGUGAAGAGAGGGAUACUUGUAAGUAUUCAUGUAAGAUAUCAUAUUUCAAUUUAGCCAAUCAAACACAGAUUUCUUUGAGAUUAGAUGUAGAAUCCAAGUCUAAAAACACUGUCCACAGAAAAUAAAUUAAGACUGGUUUGUCAUCUUUUAUGGAUUUAAUUUUUUUCCUUAUGCAAAACACCUCAUGGUGUUGUGAACAACCAAGAAGGCCUCAAGCUGAAAGUCAGAAAGGAAAAAAAACCUGUGUGACAGACAAAAAGUGUUAGCUAGGACAGUCCUGAAAAAUCCAAGUGAAAUCCAGAAGUGGCAAUACAAACAUCACAAAUGACUCAGGUACAGUCUCUUGCUGAAAACUCAAGGCACCAUUUGUCAGGUUUCAUGGGACAUCUCUUGGAUGCCAAUCCCCAGUAAUCAGGCCCUGAGCUGAAGCCCGUGGGCAGCGUUGGUGAUGUCUGGGGCUGCCCAGCUCGGCAGAGGAAGCUGCAUCUGCAGUUUGCAGAAAUGGUCCCCACUGCCAGGAUGGUUCAAAAAUCAGGGAGAAGGUGGGGGGAACAGUGGGGAGAGGCUGAGAAAGGGAAGGAUGCCUAGCAGAGCUUUCCUGGAGAAGAGGAAGGAACAGAAACACUGUUCAGAGUAGUGGUGUUAAUAGGCUUUAAAAAGAUAUAUUUUAAUUUGUGCAUGUGGAUAGUUCAUAAACCAUACUGUCAUCUUUGUAAAGUGCUCAGCUGAGAUACCUAUUAUACUCAAUUAAUUUAAACUAACAUUUGAUGUAAUUAUAAGAAAUUAUAUAUUGUGGCUUGAGAGAAAGUUCUUUAUGCUCUUGUGAAAUUUUUGCUUUUCUUUUUAAAACAGUGAAUCAUUUAAUCAUCCUUAACCAAACUAAAAAUGAAUUUAUCAAAUUUUGAGCCAGGAAAUUCAGAAAAGGGUCUUUUUAGGAUAACUCCUUCAAAAUUUCUAAAAAUAAUCCAUAGAAUUAAAAAAAAUAAUAAUUUGCUGGGUUGGGGUUUUUUGUCUGCAAUUUAUCUAGGGAAAAGAAACAGUGACAAUAGUAGUGUAAAUACUCCCACUGUGGACUAUCUCUCUUGAUACGGUUUUAGAUUAAAACAAAUUGGAGCCUGACCAGUUUGAUGCUGUGAACCUAUAUAUAAAUUGUGCUAAAGUAGAAUUUUGCAGAAAGAAUAAGUAAUGAUCAAUUGAAAGGUUCCAGUUACAUUUUUCCCCAAAUAUUUAUCACUUUAUAAUCAUGUGUACUACUUCAUAUCAUUAAGUCAUAAGUGGCCCAGCCUUAAUGAAGCUGAAUAUUCAGAGUUACUAAUGUGGUAGUGGACUCCCUGGUGUGCCCUGAUCACUUCAGUCCUUCACUGGGUGAGAACACAAACAAUUCAGAAAUCCUCCUGGGCUGGACAAAAAUGUAGCAGGGAUGAAAGGCCUGGCUCCAUGAGGGGACACAGCUGAGGGCUGUGUAUAAAUGAGCUUUCACUGGGAGAGGAAUGAGCCAUUCAACUUCAGGAGCCUUUUUAAACUGCUAAGGUAACUAGAUAUCUGAUAUGAAGGAAUUAUCUGCUGAGAGUGGGACCCUGCCACCCACAGCCGUGCCGAGCGUGGUGUCCUCACAGGGCUUCUCUGCUGAAGAGACUCAUGAGAUGAAGAUAGAUUUACUGGAGGUGGUGCAAUCAGGAAGGUGAAAUGCUGAUACUGAGCCUUAAUACAGAUGUUCCUUCUCCUCUGGGAGGCUGAACUGAUACUCAGCUGAUAGGAGUGCAAAUACACAUUAAAGAGUUUGAAUCCUCUAGCUACAAACACACAAAGCUCCCAAAUGAAACUGCAGUGUAAGUGCUACAAGCAUGCAAAGCUCACAUUCUCCCAGCUAAUGUAGUUCAAGCAAGUUAAUAAUCAAAAUCAAAUCUCACCUUUAGGUGAGAGUGGAGAAUAGAAACUGUUGUCUGUGGAAUGUGGACUCACUCUCUCUCAAAAUUGUAACUAAUGGGGAUGACUGCUAAAUGUGAGAAUUUGCAAGGAAGAGUUAAGAAACCUGCCUUCUAGGUGGGCUGUAGAAUGUUUCCUCCUGACUAUUUCCUCCUGUGUGGUGGUGAAGUAUGGUAAAUUAAUGUGUUUAACUUUUCAAAGUUAUUGGCCCACAGUGUGCUCUUGAAUGCUCAGUGUUUGCUACUACUUGUGCUGUGGUGGUUGGUUGUAGUUGGUGAGAUAAGCCACGUAAUCUUUCUAAUUCCGCCCAGGGAGCAUGAACAAAUAUGUCUCGCCCUGAUGCACAGAGCUCAACUGCUCUUGCAGAGGGUUAAACCUUCAGCAAGGAGAAUAUGGUAAUGGGGAGCUGUUCAGGGUCACAGAUUGUGCAACAGCAUCUCUCACAUCCGCCAGGCUGGUGCAGAGCACAAUCUAUAUAGACACAGCUGGAAAUCUCACUUGCGUUGGAGCCAGGAUUGAUUGCUGUCCACUGCUCUUCUACAUUUGAAAUGUCCAUGCAGUUACAACUGCCUGCCUGUGAAUUUUCCAUGAAAUCCUUCAGUCAUUCUUGUUCAGUCAGCACCAAUCAGAAUUUCAGCUCCUGCUCUGUGCCAGUGAUACUGCCUGGGCUGGUCAAACGUCACAAAAGGGCCUUUCAGUGACGCCCUGGCAAACCCUCAGGGGACUGCAGGGCCAUUGCUUUCUGACUGCCACCUUGGGGACCAAACUGAGGCCUCUUCUGGCUGGAAGCAGUGCUUCUGAUAGCUUUAUCCAGAACUAGUUAUUGUUUGAGACCUGCAUAUUCCAUCCUUACCAGAAGCUCCUCCUCUGCUUUCUGGAGCACAUCCCAGAGGCUGUGCAGCAGGAGAUGCCCUUCACACAUAGCACAGCUGAAAGGAAGGGGUUAACAGCUGCUCAGUGCCUGUACCAUGGCUGCUGCUUGGCUUCUCAGUGAUUUGUCAAUGAUCCUACAUCAGCUUCUGAGCUUGAACAAGUGUUGCUUGCACCCACUAUCAACAGGCUAUUAAGGCACACUUUCUCUCCAAUUUAGCUCAAUUUGCAGUGACACAGAUGUGGCUUUAAACCCAAAACCAGAUGUUUUUAACCCAAAACACACAUGUGGCUUUAAACCCCCAAACAGUGUUGCACAUAAUUUGGCAGGAAAACUUAGUGUGGAAGCUCUAAUGAGGUACUUGACCUGAUUUUCACAUGGCAGUAUUGCAUAGCAGCACAGUCAAUCCAACAGAGUGGAACCUGAUCAGUACCAUCAAUCCCAUCCAGAAGGAGGAUGGGAGAAUCUGAUAAGGAUUCUGAAUAUAACCUUGGGUCUGGAAGAUAAGGGGUGAUUUAGAAAUGUAGUCCAGUUGGACUUAUGAGCACUUUCAUUCAGUUGGAACCCCCAUGAUGUUAGCCCCGGGAACAGUUCAGGCAAGUAAAAUAUUUGGCUUUUUUUCUUUUUAUAUAGUGAUCUGCAAUAAGUGACUUAAACACUCAGUGACAGAAGUGCAGGACAUUAUUGGCUGUGCAAGGAAUUUAUUAGAACAGCCUCAUCUGUUAUAGUUUUGUCUGAGUAGCAAGACCUUUUAAAAUUCCACAGUUGCUGUCACUGCUCCUGUGACAAGGCUUCGCCUAACUUUAAUUUUAUGAGCAGCUGCAGUACGUCUUGUCUGAAUACAAUGGAUUUUAGCUCUUAAGACCAAGUUCUUGACUUGGCAUCAAUAUUAGAGCAUACCUGCAAAAUGGUCUGCUGUUUAGAAGGGCAUUGACCAUGGGAGAGGAACUUGAGGAACUUUUAGAAGCUGGAUCUCAACUCUUUCAUGCUUUCACAGAGUGAAUUUUCUCUAUUCUGUGGGAGAUUAUCCACACAGAGGGAAUAUGCAUGAUCUAUUCUUUUUUUUUAAGAGAGCACCUUGAUUGCAUGUUGGUGGGAGCCCUUCACAAAUAACCUAGGGAGCACUUGGGUAUGAUCCCGGAUUUAUCUCUCAGCCCUGCUCCCGCUGCCCUUUAAACAGGGAAGAGGCUGAACCAGCAGCCUUAAAAGGCACUGGGCUCUCUCCCAAUGUACACAGUGAGUAUUAGAGAAAGGCCUCAAAGUCUCUUUGAUCUGGAUUUGCAUCCUGACCUGAACUUUAGACUGUAACAGAUCAUAACUUUGGGCCCUGUAUCUCGUCAGAAGACUCAGAUGCUCUUCCAGCCAGUUCUUCCUCACCUGAUUCAGGACCCUGUUGCUGGACAAGAUACAUUUGAGCCAGAGAAAGCACAAGCAUCCUCAAAUUAGCUUCUUUAAAAGCAAAUUCAAAAGGCUGAAGAAAGUAGUUUGAAAAAAAUGAAUUGUAGCUAAAGAAAUUACUGGCUGAAGAUUUCUCAAGUGGUAACAUUAUUGUCAGGAGAGAUACUAGAUUGGGAUAUAUGAAACAACCAAACCAGAACCUCACACCAGUUGUUCUUUCUCCAUCUGGUCUACUUCAGAAAUACUUCGGGAAAGGAUUUUGUUUUCCUCUUAAGUUAAUUUCUCUUCCUCAGUGGAUUAAUGUGUGUCUCAAUUGAUGUGCUCAGGAGUUUUUCUUCUCCAUUGAGAACCCUAAGGCUCUCUGCCUUUAAACACAUGCAUAAAGAGAUCUGAGCCACCCAAGGAGUUUGCCUUCCUUCCUGAUGCACUGACAUUUAAAAGCUACAUCUUAGAAUAAAGCAUAAAAACGGUGGCAGUCUGGUUACAUGCAGUUUUGGUGGAGUAAACACUUGAUUAUUCAACAAUGAGUCACUCCUGCAGUAACCUCAUUCUGUCAUGAGUGUAUCACACCUGCUAACUCUCCAAAGCAAAACCCAGAACCUGCACCUCUUCAAAACGUGAAUACAGCCUCGUGGUUUGCACGUAACGCUCUAUUCAACCAAAGAAGCCACGUACUAGAAGUUUAAAAGGGCAAAGUACUUGUUCUCAAAGAGAAAAUCUCAUAGAGAACAACAAAGACAAUUACGAAAAAACCUUCUCCAUUCUUUAGCUCUUCUCACAGUGUCUGGUUUAUCCAUUAUUCUUCAAGUUUCUUUCUGUUCUCUUAGAAAGCCAUUGUGGUUUUGGAGUGUAGUGUAUUUGUAGCACAGAAUUUUGGGGCUGUUCUGCCCUCUGGGCUGACUCCCUGCCUUGUGCCGUGCUGUCACUGCUGCUCUCAGCCCGAGCUCAGGUGGGGCUUGGCUGAAGCUGAACCUCCUCCCACAACACCCAGCUCUCCUCAAACCUCCCCUCUCUGCUCAGCAGAAUGUGGCUCCUGGGUCUCCAUUUGCUUCAAAAUUAUGGGAUACAAAUAAGACUAAACAACAGCAUUUUUGCUAUACUACCUUAAAUUGUAACACUGGAAUUUUAAUCGAAUUUAUUUAACAGUUCUUAUAACAGUAAUUUCAUUAAUUUUGUUGAAAAUAGAGGAAACAGUAAAUAAGGAUGUUGUGGUAGUCACAAUAUUGUAAAUUGGGAAAUGGUGCAAGUGAAAUAUUGCUAACAUUCAGUAAAAUCCCUUUUUUAAGUGGCCCUACCUAAGAGAACCCUUUCUAUAUUAAAAUUAAGCAGUGCUUUUCUAUCAAAUUAAAAUACUUACAAUGAACUAUGACAGAUGGUAGUGUUUUUCCUGGACAAUGCAGGAGAGAGAUGCAGGAAGGAUGGUGCAGCAUUCUUUGCAGAGAGCACCUUUUGGGGUGUUCUAGCCCCAGAUAAUGGGGCUGCUGGCAGCUGCAGCAGUGGCCAAGGACUUCAGUCAAAUUAGGAUUUCAGAAUGCUUGGGGCAGUAAAGAUCCAGCCUGAAUGUCCACUUUGUCCUAGAGCAGUUUGGGCUCAGUAAUGGAAUCUUUUUGACACAGUGUGAUUAUUUUGGUUACUCUUGAUCCUUUACAGUUCCUGUGCUUGUCCACCUGUAAAUGGUCUAAGGGGAGGAUAAAAAAACCCUUUGUUGAAUCCAUUACCUUCCUGUCAUGUAUAUGUGAAUACAUAGUGGUGGUCUGAGCUUUUUGUGAGGAAAGGUUUAAAAGAAUUAAAUCAGUUUCUACCCCUGAUACAUUGCAGGUUUACAGUAAAAUAUAAUGGCAGCUGCAAUUAUUUUCUUUGUAAGAUCAAGGAUUGAGAUAGUGCAUAUAAUGGAUCUACAAAUGCACAAUACAUUUUUUUUUCAGAAGUUUAGCUAUUAAUAUUUAUAGUAUUGAUCUGAAAGUUUGCUAAAAUUUCUUUAUUAAUGAAAGUAAUCUUAGCUGGAACUGAAAAUUCAGUGAUUGGAAUGACUACAUGCCACUAGCAAGCUACUAAAUAAUGUAAGUUCAGUCUUUAAUGCAACCCAAAGGGAAAAAAUAUUCUGAUUAAAAGUAGAAAUGUAUGGUAAAGACUAUCAGUAUAAAGUUUAACCAUUACUUAUUUAUGUAUUAUUUAAGCAAUUAGCAGCUAUAAAACUACUCAAAUAAUCAGUUUCCAAAGCUUAACUAUAGAUGAAAGAAUAUAUAUUUUUUCUCAUUAGAAAACCUAACUUCAGUCUGUGUUCCAUCUACUUUUUUCCCCAGACAAUAAAAUGCUAAUAUUGCUAUGACACACUCACAGGUCUGCACAAUAAAAUGUUACAGAUAGCUCACUACUUGUCAUGAAAAACAUCAUUAUUUUUGUAAAUGAAACAUCCUCCCUCCCCCAACCACAAACAUGGUAAAAUAUUACUCACAUGAGGUUUAUCAGCAUCACUGAAAGAUUAGAAAUUAGCACCUCCUACUCAAGAGCAGGACUUAAAAACAUGCUUUGUCUGUUGCAAAAAUACAUUCUGAGGGGGAUGCACCAACUGUGUAGAGGUUAAAAUUUUAUUUGAUGACUUCUAUUCUUUUUUCCUUCCCCUUUCCAAAGAAAGUGCUUAUAUAUGUAGACAGGCAUUUGCCAUUUGUGUGAGAUGUUCUCCUUCCAAAUAAGAAAGAGAUGAAACAGCCACUGUCUACUGUGAGCAACCUUAGUUUGCUUUGCAGCAUAAAAAGUCCUCUAAGUGGCAAUAUAUGAACUCUUAUUAUAAGCUUGUUAUGCUCAUUGCAGGAAAUGAGUUCAUAGCCAGCUAAUUAGUAUUUUCCUUAAUGACUUAAUGCUUGAGUGUUAGCAAAGAAGAGAAGAGCAGCCUCUGGAGGUGUUUGUGUAAUCAGUCAGCACUGCAGUGUCUCAAACUCACCAGCCUGGAGUGAGGAGCAAGGCAUGCCCAGGACUGGAAGUGGCUUCAACAUGUGCCUAAGCAUACAGUCAAUGUCUAUUUUCUGUUUAACAACAAAACCCCUCAUUUGUCCUUGCUAAACCCAGGCCUGGCAUGGAAUCUGUGCCAUGUUCUAGUUCAGAAGAGGAAAAGCCUUUCCUUUGAAUGAUAACAAAAAAUGUCCUGCUCGAGGCAAGGCUGCCUUUGAGGCUGGGACAGGUUGCAUGGGUUUUGUCUCAGUGAGAUUUGAAAAUCUCCAAGGCCCAUGGCUCCACAACAAAUUCCAUCAUUGGGUAUGUUCUACUGAGACUGAUAAAAGUGCAGGAAACACCUUUAUAAGUGCAUGUGGUUUAUGGUUUUGCCUUUUUGUUCUGUUGUGCACUGAUCUGAUCGGAAUCAAAUUCAGAUCUAGUGGAAUUAAGUGCAACACCCCUUUUUUCAAAGAACUUCCACUGACAUCAAGAAAUUUUCUUUCUUUCUUGUUGCCAUUGGACUAAGGCAGGUGUGAUCGUGCUGAGGACAUCGGUGCAUUCUCUCCCCUGUGUGUGUGUGUGAAGCCUGCUUCUCUGACACUGAGUAGGCAUAGAAUCAGAGUCAGGACAUCUGCUGAAGUCUUGUUCCGUGCUGUCUGAGGUCAGGGACAAAAUCUUGAGUGGCUGCUGAGUUACUAGACUGACACCAAAGAAAGAAGAGGAUUUACUGAGGUUGCUCUUUCUCCUCACAAGUAUCCUUGGCAAUGCCACCUGUUUCAAAUGCUGAUGGAAUGGCACUGCAAAAUAAAAACCUUUCUUCUACCUCUUUCCUAGUGAUUCAUCAAGCUUUACUUCCUGUAACGGGAACAACCAGAAAUAAGUUUUCAGUUGCCCUUCUAAAAGCCCAAACUCCAGACCAAAUCUCUAGUUGCAUUCUUUUAAAGGCCACACAGUGGUGUUAAGCUCUGUAGUAAGACACUCAGAAAGGAGCUGAAAGUCUGUGCUGAGAACAGCAUCUCUCACCUCAUAGACUCAGCUGUACUGGGCAAGGAGCUGUGAUUCGUGCCUCUACAGAAAACAACCCAUUUGCACCUUAUUGGAACUAUCUGGAGAGGAAAAAAUAAUGUGGUGGAGACCAGGACAUUUCUUAAAGUGCUUUACCUGGAGGUCAGUGGAUUUUCAUUUAUAAAUGAUAAUGCAUGUAUUUUGAUGCUGAAAUUGUGAUGACUUACAAAGUUUGAUAUUACUGUACUUUUUCUGUAAACAGUGAUUUUUUUGAAGUGGUGAACAUAUUUUCCAAGAGUAUCGUAGACAUUUGUAACAUGUAUGUUUGUGCCAAUAAAUCUUGUUUUAAGUAA